AAGCUCCCCAUUAAGGCCCUGCCUCACAUUCCUAGGUACCAUUUAGACCCUCCCAUCCCCCUCAAACGCCGUGCCGACUAGUUGUCAAGGAAACAUGGUCGUCCAGUUCUGCGACGAUUGUGGUAACCUUCUGGAUGAAUCAUCCGAUGACACUCUGGAAUGUGGGAUACGUGGAAAGACCGCUAAGAACAUGGCAAUGCAUCAUGCGCAGGUUUCCACAUCGGAGAAAUUCCCUUCCCGGCUCAGGAACAAACUGAAAUCGAACACGCAAGAGGUGACUUAUAAAACUUUCGGGAAGGGUCCCUCCAUUGACAUGGCAUGUGUCAAAUGUCCUUCUUAGGGAGGUGACCUAUGCCCAGGUUCAGUUGCGGAGUGCAGAUGAGGGAAGUACUAUCUUCCAUACCUGUGCUAAAUGUGGACAUAGGUAAGUAGGGGUCUCGCGUGAAUGCGGAAUGCUUGCUAAUUCUGGCCCACCAGAUGGCAGGAGGAUAAUUAAGGCGAUAUUUCCGGAACACCUCUUCUGCCUGAGUAUCAGAAGGCCAUUUCAUCGUCGGCUCAUGACUUUGAUUUCACGAGGAUUUUACGGAUGGCGUGGGACCUAUGCUUUGUCCAAGCCAACCCCUGCAUUCAGUUUCUACAGUCAGGCCUAGUAUGGAACGAGACAUCAAUAUCAUUUCCAGAUAAC
Messenger RNA from Aspergillus neoniger CBS 115656, 685 nucleotides. RefSeq lists its product as uncharacterized. The record is from RefSeq and is a predicted model, not a curated record. Bases 95 to 340 code for a protein of 81 amino acids. Lineage: Eukaryota; Fungi; Ascomycota; Eurotiomycetes; Eurotiales; Aspergillaceae. The transcript has 2 exons.